AUGUUACCGCCUAAAGGCGUAGGAAACUAUGGACAUUCUUGUAAAAAUACAAAUUCAUUUCAGUAUCACAUGUGCAAGAUACUGUGCAUAGUACAGAUAUGCUUUCUCUUCAACUUAAUCGACAAAAAUAUGUUGCAAUCUGUUGCUAGAUCUUAUAUUUCUUAUAUUGAUAUAGUUAGAAAGCGACACAGUUCAUUUCUUCUAUUCUAUGACUACUCUAACAAGAAAGAUCAGAAAGUUGAAAAGAUAUCAGAUCCGAAGUGA
Acanthoscelides obtectus is the source of this 264-nucleotide messenger RNA. The record is from the annotation of a GenBank genome assembly. NCBI's taxonomy places the organism in Eukaryota, Metazoa, Arthropoda, Insecta, Coleoptera, Chrysomelidae.